UCAAAAUGGCGGCGGGUUUUUCCAUCAAAGUCGACGGAUCAGUUUUGGAGUAGGUGAUCCCGUACAUUCUCCCGAAUAAUCCCCAUUCACAAUCAUCCCUGAUAAUUCCAAAGUGUCGCUCAACCCUCGAAUAAAUUAUUCCAUAAAAAAGUCCAAUUAUUUAGACAGUAAAUUCCCCAGUGCUGCCACUCACUUCGAAACAGGUGUCCCCACCAAAAAACCCUCGCCCCCCAGAAUAGUGUUUUCGAUGUAAAACUCGUAAAACAGCAGUCGUGGGGAGGAUCCCAUCAGUGAAUCAGUUGAAGUAUUUCUGCUGUUGAUUUUACCAGAAGAUGUGCACCUGCAAGGAAUUUCAUCGCCACUAGGUCAUAGCAGUAAAAAAGAAAAUAAAUCCACGAGAGCAAUGACAGGGGCCAGAAGGUGUCCCUGAGGUGACGUCAAAUCCUACGAGAAAAGUUAGCAGAUCUCCAGGAUCAUCACGAAAAAAAAUCCCUGAACAAUAGGAUUACACAAGCACUUGCUGACUGACAAGAAAAAAUAACAAGUAAAUGUAAAAAUGUUUCGCUCAAAGAUUCGCAUUCACACGUGCCAAGUGAUACUGCUGACUUCUCUGGUAUGGUUCCUGGUGGAUGUAAUCGUGAUAAUGCUGUACUCUGAUUGUAUAAGUGGUACAGGAUGGGGUUGUCCUGAGACUAAACAAAUAACCGAGGACAUACCCCACGCCGAUAGCCUGAAGAGCGAGAUGGUAUCAUCAGUGGACUCGCAGCUGAAUAGAAAUUGGAAUUUUAAAAUGUGGCGUCCAGCCAGAGUUGUCAAGGAGAACAAGGGUAAACCUGGUGAACUUGGGAGUCCAGUGAGGAUUGGUCCAGAGGAUGAGGCCAAGCAGCAGGAGCUAUUCAAGCUUAAUCAAUUUAAUUUGAUGGCGAGUGACAUGAUAUCGCUUAAUCGAUCACUCAAGGAUGUCAGGCUUGAUGGAUGCAAGAGCAAGAAGUACCAGAAGAAACUUCCUGACACCAGUAUUGUUAUUGUUUUUCACAAUGAAGCUUGGAGUACACUCCUCAGGACAGUCUGGUCGGUGAUCAAUAGGUCGCCCACUACACUGCUCAAGGAGAUAAUUCUGGUCGACGAUUGCAGUGACAGAGAACACCUGAAACAAGACCUCGAGGAUUACGUGAAGACUCUUCCAGUGGCGACUUAUGUGUACCGAAUGGAAAAACGAUCGGGACUUAUUAGAGCUAGACUACUGGGUGCUGAAAAAGUUAAAGGACAGGUGAUAACAUUUUUGGACGCUCACUGUGAGUGCACCGAGGGUUGGCUGGAGCCGCUUCUCAGUAGAAUAGCUUAUGACAGAAAAACCGUUGUCUGUCCCAUAAUCGAUGUUAUCAGCGAUGACACCUUUGAGUACAUCACAGCGAGCGAUAUGACGUGGGGUGGAUUCAACUGGAAACUCAAUUUCAGAUGGUAUCGAGUCGCCCAGAGGGAGAUGGACAGGCGUAAUGGAGACAGGACAGCACCAUUAAGGACACCCACCAUGGCUGGAGGACUCUUCUCCAUUGAUAAAGAUUAUUUUUACGAGCUCGGGGCUUAUGACGAGGGUAUGGACAUCUGGGGUGGGGAAAAUCUCGAGAUGAGCUUCAGGGUGUGGCAGUGCGGUGGAACAUUAGAAAUAGCUCCAUGUUCCCACGUGGGCCAUGUAUUCCGUGACAAAUCACCGUACACAUUCCCUGGUGGUGUCAGCAAGAUUGUACUUCACAAUGCUGCUAGGGUAGCCGAGGUCUGGAUGGAUGAGUGGAGAGACUUUUACUAUGCCAUGAAUCCAGGUGCCAGGAGUGUCCCAGUGGGUGAUGUCUCCGAGAGAGUCGAAUUGCGGAGGAAAAUGAAGUGCAAGAGCUUCCGGUGGUACCUGGAGAACAUUUAUCCAGAGUCACCGAUGCCUCUGGAUUACUAUUACCUCGGGGAUGUCAAGAAUGUCGAGAUGAAAAAUUGCCUGGACACAAUGGGCAGGAGAACAGGAGAAACUGUUGGGUUGAGUUAUUGUCAUGGGCUUGGGGGUAAUCAGGUGUUUGCAUACACGAAGAGGCAGCAGAUAAUGUCUGAUGACAUGUGCCUCGAUGCAGCGAGUCCUCAGGGUCCAGUGAAAAUAGUCCGGUGUCACGGAAUGGGGGGAAAUCAAGCAUGGGUAUAUAAUGAAGAAACUAGAAUGAUCAGACACACAAACACUGGUCAUUGCCUGUCGAUACCACCCCCUGGUGAUGCAGCCCAACCAGUGUUAUCGCCCUGUGAUACUCACAAUUCUGGCCAGAAAUGGAUAAUGAAGACGAAAUUCAAGUGGCAGGCGAGCUAAUACACACCCAAACACGAAUCAACCAGCAGGCAAUACUUGUUAAUGUAUUUAUCAAAUUCUAAUUUCGAAAAUGACUCUGGGCGAGUUAUGAACGAGUGGUUGUGAAUUCGUGUGUCUCGAGUAGCUGAUAAUUGAUGAAUAAUCAUUAAUCAAAUGAGUGUGGAGAUGAGUGAAAUGACGUUUUCGUGGGUUAUUAUUAAUUAAGGGAGAAAGAGUAACAGAUAGUGCAGUAUGGAGCAUUUACUGCCAUUUUUUAUGGUAUGCCUUGAUGAUAAUUGCACGUGGGAGGUAAACCCUAACGCUUCUGUGAGUCGAGCAAUAAAUCGAUAUGCAAGGUAUUAUCAGAGUGAUUGCAAAAAUUCUGCAAGAGUCUAAGCAUAUCAGACCACUGUUGAAAAAAUAAUUGUUGAUAUAGAGAAUAAUUUACUUCGAUACAUAAGUUUUUCCAGGUUUCAUUACUUUAUUUUUAUUACGACGAGUGCAAUUGGGUUUUGAAUGGAAAAUUUAAUAGAAAAAUCUGACGUUCAUUUCGAAUAAUUCAAUGGAUUUUCGACGAGAAAUUUUAAUUCUUCUGAUGUAUUAAGGGAGAUUAAAAGCCAGUGAGAGAAAAAUUUCAAUUAGAAAAUUUCUGGGAGAUUUACUAUAGAAAAAAAUCCACAGAGUGAAUGAUUUUAAAUUCAAUGGUAUAUUUGUGGAGAGAAAAAACGUCCGGCUUUUCUAUUGAUUUAUUUCAGACGUCAGUAUAAAUACUGUCUUGAGAUUGAGACAUUGUUUGAAUGUAGGGCGCAAUGAUGAAUUACUUAGAAUAAUGUAGAAUUCCUUUGGAAGUGUGCGGGCAAAGAGUCCUUUCAAGUUCCUCACGCUACGAUGAUUAAAACAUAAUUAAAAUACUAAUGAGAAUAUCGAUCUUCAAGACUGUACUUAUCAUUCAGAUCUGUCUUAGGGGUUUCUUAGUUACCAGGUCUGUAGUUCAUGGAAAUGAGAAAAAACGGAAUAACGGUGGAAUAAAUAGAAAGAGUAGAUUAAUGGAAAAAGAACGAGCCAGAGAAAUUUUAGCGCCGAAAAAUCGCUUGAUAUUUUUUCCCCGAAUUCUGGAGAUUAUCAGAUUAAAUUACUCUUCACCCUUGAAAAAUACUCGUUACCUCAUUUCAAUUAAUUACUGGAUCGAUAGCAUCCUCUGACGCUCUUCCCACUUAUUUAAUUGCUCAUGAUUAUUGAAAAUUGUACUCGUUACAGUUGCGACACUUCGAUCAUUUAAUUCUCUAAUUAGCGAACAAUGAAUAUUCGGACAAUACUUGCACUCAAAUAAUAAUAGUCCUAGAGAAGAAAUGAGAGAAAAUGUUUUGGUGGGAGUUCCUCGAGGCUUCGAUUGUAUUUAAUGAAUUUCUUUAAUUAACUGCAGUAUUUAUUCUUGUACAGACCCUAGAAUUUCUCCUGUAUGAUUGAGACGAGUGAAAAUAAAUCAUAAAAUCAGUUGUUAUUUUCCCCCUUUUAAAUGUACUAAAGGAUAAUUCAAGUGUUGUGACAGAACCAAUUGUUCUAAUUCCUUCGUUCUUCCAGUUGAAUUUACUUGUAAUUAAUUGAACAAAUUUAUAAAUUUUCUUCUGUAUAUUUUUGUGUACGAGUUGUUCAUGUGAUGAAGGACUGGAUAAUGUCUCGACAGUAUUUUAUCCUAAUUAUCCGUUAAUUUAAAAUUUUUUUUCUCUUUCGAUAAUGUUAGAAUACUUUAAUAUCUUGCUCCAUUCCAUCAGCACAUCAACUUUUUAAUGAACAGAGAAACUUUCCAUCUUGCUUGUAGAUCUAUGAAUAUCGAUAAA
Molecule: messenger RNA, 4161 nt
Organism: Fopius arisanus
Lineage: Eukaryota; Metazoa; Arthropoda; Insecta; Hymenoptera; Braconidae
Gene: Pgant5
Product: polypeptide N-acetylgalactosaminyltransferase 5
Exons: 8
Coding region: 557-2344 (595 amino acids)
Biological process (GO): protein O-linked glycosylation
Cellular component (GO): Golgi apparatus
Molecular function (GO): polypeptide N-acetylgalactosaminyltransferase activity
Source: RefSeq, a predicted model, not a curated record